AUGGCCCAAUACCAGUGGGAAGUUGGAACAUAUUUUCCAGAUAAAGAGGCAUUUAUAGAGGCAAUAAGGACAUAUGGAGUGCAAUCUGGAAGAAGGCUUAAACUUCAAAAAAAUGAUAAACGUAGAUGUAGAGUGAUAUGUUUGGGUGGGAAAGGGAAGUGUUCUUGGUUUGCAUAUUGUGCUUAUAUGGCUGAAACACACAUAUGGCAGUUAAGGAGAAUUAAUGACAAGCACAAGUGCAGCAGAGAAUUCAAUGUGAAAAUGCUUAAUGCUAAGUGGUUAAGUGGUAGGUUGGAAAACACAUUAAGAGACAACCCAAGUUUGAGGGCCAUUGAUAUUCGCAAUAAAGUUACUAGGAAGUGGAAUAUUGCUGUGACAAAGUCCAUGGCUCGUAGAGCAAAAACACUAGCUGUUGAGCAAGUUGAUGGGUCAUUUGUAGAACAGUUUAGUAGAAUCUAUGAUUAUGCACAUGAGAUUCUUCGUUCUAAUCCUGGUUCUACAGCAAAGGUCAAAGUGGAAGGAAAUGAAGGCGAAAAAUAUUUCAGCAGGUUCUACAUGUGUUUAAAGGCUUGUAAAGAUAGUAUGAUUUCAUGUUGCCCUUUCAUUGGUUUAGAUGGAUGUUUUCUGAAACAUAAGUAUGGGGGUGAACUUCUUACUGCUGUUGGAAGGGAUGCCAAUGACCAAAUGCUACCAAUUGCCUGUGCCGUGGUUGAAGUGGAAAAUAAGGACACAUGGACAUGGUUUUUGGAGUUGUUAAUUGAUGAUCUUGGGGGACCAGAUAUCUGUGCAGCCUACACAUUCAUGUCAGACCAGCAAAAGGUAUGGAUACUAUUUUUGCACAGUUUUGUUAUGUCCAUUUACUGCUGA
Vigna unguiculata (cowpea) is the source of this 867-nucleotide messenger RNA. The record is from RefSeq and is a predicted model, not a curated record. Lineage: Eukaryota; Viridiplantae; Streptophyta; Magnoliopsida; Fabales; Fabaceae.